AUGUCUGUUUAUUUCCCCAUUCACUGCCCUGACUAUCUGAGCUCGGCCGAGAUGACUGAAGUGAUGAUGAACACCCCAUCCAUGGAAGAAAUUGGUCUCAACCCCCGAAAGGAUGGCCUUUCCUACCAGAUCUUCCCUGACCCGUCAGACUUUGACCGCUGCUGCAAACUGAAGGACCGUCUGCCGUCCAUUGUGGUGGAGCCCACAGAGGGGGAGGUGGAGAGUGGGGAGCUCCGGUGGCCCCCCGAGGAGUUUUUGGUCCAGGAGGACACGCAGGACAACUGUGAAGAGACAGCGAGUGAAAACAAGGAGCAGUAG
This is a messenger RNA of Rangifer tarandus platyrhynchus (Svalbard reindeer), 318 nucleotides long. NCBI's taxonomy places the organism in Eukaryota, Metazoa, Chordata, Mammalia, Artiodactyla, Cervidae. The record is from the annotation of a GenBank genome assembly.